GCCGCGGCAGCUUCUCCUCGCCGAGCUGCUGCCGCCGCCGGGCGGACGGGCGGACGCGCGGAGCCGGGGGCCGCGCGGCCGGGCCGGCGGGGCGCGGCGGGGCUGACCGGCCCCGAUGAGGCGGAAGGAGAAGCGGCUUCUGCAGGCGGUGGCGCUGGUGCUGGCGGCCCUGGUCCUUCUGCCCAACGUGGGGCUCUGGGCGCUGUACCGUGAGCGACAGCCCGACGGCACCCCGGGAGGAUCGGGGGCGGCGGUGGUCCCGGCGGCUGGACUGGGCUCCCACAAUCAGCAGAAGAAGAUAUUUUUCCUGGGAGAUGGGCAAAAGCUGAAGGAUUGGCAUGACCAAGAAGCCAUCAGGAGGGAUGCCCAGCGCGUAGGAAAUGGAGAACAAGGGAGACCUUACCCCAUGACCGACGCUGAGAGAGUUGAUCAGGCAUACCGAGAAAAUGGAUUUAACAUUUACGUCAGCGAUAAAAUCUCCCUGAAUCGCUCUCUCCCUGAUAUUCGGCACCCAAACUGCAACAGCAAGCGCUACCUGGAGACGCUCCCCAACACCAGCAUCAUCAUCCCCUUCCACAAUGAGGGCUGGUCCUCCCUCCUCCGCACCGUCCACAGCGUGCUGAACCGCUCGCCCCCAGAGCUGAUCGCUGAGAUCGUGCUGGUUGAUGACUUCAGUGACCGAGAACACCUGAAGAAGCCACUUGAAGACUACAUGGCCCUCUUCCCCAGUGUGAGGAUUCUUCGAACCAAGAAACGGGAAGGGCUAAUAAGGACCCGGAUGCUGGGGGCCUCUGCAGCAACCGGGGAUGUCAUCACAUUCUUAGACUCACACUGUGAAGCCAAUGUCAACUGGCUCCCCCCCUUGCUCGACCGCAUCGCCCGGAACCGCAAGACCAUUGUGUGCCCAAUGAUUGACGUGAUCGACCACGAUGACUUUCGGUAUGAAACACAGGCCGGGGAUGCCAUGCGGGGCGCCUUUGACUGGGAGAUGUACUAUAAGCGGAUCCCAAUACCUCCAGAACUGCAGAAAGCUGACCCAAGCGACCCAUUUGAGUCUCCCGUGAUGGCCGGUGGACUGUUUGCUGUGGAUCGGAAAUGGUUCUGGGAGUUGGGUGGGUACGACCCAGGCCUGGAGAUCUGGGGAGGGGAGCAGUAUGAAAUCUCAUUCAAGGUGUGGAUGUGUGGAGGCCGCAUGGAGGACAUCCCCUGCUCCAGGGUGGGCCAUAUCUACAGGAAAUACGUACCCUACAAAGUUCCAGCGGGAGUCAGCCUGGCCCGGAACCUGAAGCGAGUGGCGGAGGUGUGGAUGGAUGAGUACGCCGAGCACAUUUACCAGCGCCGGCCCGAGUACCGCCACCUCUCUGCUGGGGACGUCGCCGCCCAGAAGAAGCUCCGCAGCUCCCUUAACUGCAAGAGUUUCAAGUGGUUUAUGACCCAGAUCGCCUGGGACCUGCCCAAAUUUUACCCGCCCGUGGAGCCCCCCGCCGCAGCUUGGGGAGAAAUUCACAAUGUGGGCACAGGGCUGUGUGCCGACACGAAGCACGGGGCCCUGGGCUCCCCACUGAGGCUGGAGAGCUGCGUCCGGGGCCGUGGGGAGGCUGCCUGGAACAACAUGCAGGUGUUCACCUUCACCUGGAGAGAGGACAUCCGGCCUGGAGACCCCCAGCACACCAAGAAGUUCUGCUUUGACGCCAUCUCCAACACCAGCCCGGUCACCCUCUAUGACUGCCACAGCAUGAAGGGCAACCAGCUGUGGAAAUAUCGCAAAGACAAGAGCCUGUACCACCCCGUCAGCGGCAGUUGCAUGGACUGCAGUGGAAGUGAUCACAGGAUCUUCAUGAACACCUGUAACCCCUCUUCUCCGACCCAGCAGUGGCUGUUUGAACACACCAACUCGACAGUCUUGGAAAAAUUCAAUAGGAACUGAGCCCUGGCGUCUCCUCCGCGGGCCUGGCGGAGUCCUCUGCAGGCGCUGCUGGCACCUUUCCCCUCCCGAGGGACCCAGGGCUUCCGUGGGCAGCGUGAUGCGAAAGGCGCUGGCCAGCCGGUCAAGGGCAGAGAAGGCUCUUACGGCUGGAGCAGGAGGUCCGCCUGGUCCUUGAGGCCCAGUGGUAGCUGUGUGGGGGGAGAACAGACCCCACAUGAGGCCCCACAAAGCAGUGCCUGCUUUAAUCCCUGAUGGCAUCAUGGAAAUCCAGGAGGGCCUUAUCGACUUUGUCACCACGUUCCCUUGAGCACUAUGUGGGGUGAAAGCCAAGGCAGCCCUCAGCCACCCAAAAAUGGGUCCUACAAGGUUGCCUAUCUUUGAGAUGGCUCGUACAUGAUGGCCCUUUACAAAAAGAGGCCCCUGUUGUUUGUCUGGGCAGCUCGUAGCACCUAAGCCAUCCGUCCGCUGCGGAAGGGAAGGAAGGGAGUCUUUCUCAGGGCCACUGGUUUCAGCCCUUUAGUUUCUGCCUGUCAUGGAGUAACUGCAGUUACUGCCCGGCUUCUCUUCUGUCACAGCCCCAGGUGAUGUGCUCGAAGGCCACACCUGUAGCCUCAGAGUGUUCAAUACUGAACACUGGCCAGCUGCCAGGCUGGGGGUCAGGAGCGGGACCUCUAGACGUUCCUUGGCCGCCAUGGACACGUGGGAUGUUUCUCCUUGCUCUCUGGGCACGUGACAGCUCAGCCACCGGCUCUUCGGGGCUGGGCUUCAGAUGGCUUUGGGCCCAUGGAAAAGUCCUAGUAGAAGACCUCCAAACGAGAUACUCUGGCUGAAUUUCCCUGAUCAGUUCUUCCAUUUUCCUCUUUCUCUCUUGGGCAAUUACUUGCCUCAAGAAAGGAGCAGACGUGUGAAGCGCUCACCUCCCAAAGUCUGGAGGCCUCCCAGGUGGACUGUGGGCAAGAUGCCCAGCUUCUGACCUCAUCGUGGCUCCAGUUCUCAGAGAGAACUGUAGAAUUUUUGUAGAACUAUACCAUUGGAUCACAAACUAGAACACUACAUAGGAUUCUGGCAUUCUAGCAUCCAGUUAGGAUUUCUAGAAUACUGUGAUUUAAAAGAGCCAGCCAAGUGUAAUACAGUAAGGCAGCCGGCCCCCAGCCUAGAGACAGUCUUUGAAAUCCAAGGCUGGUGGUGUCAGGGGGUGUGGGUGGGUGACCUGUGUCCAUCAGCUUGUACCAGAGGCCUUGGUAUGACACGGUCCACAGCGCAGACCCAAAGCCCUACACCUUCUGCCACCUUCGCAGCUGCAGUGGAGGAAACCCCGGGUUCAUGAGCAGGCCAACACCCAGCUCCAUGCCAGUCCCUCGUUGUUUACCGUUUGCUUUGUUAAUUAUGUGUCAGACUCCCAGAGGGCUCCCAAGCUAAUAGGAAGCAUUUCUGUAACCAACCUGCCACCCACUGAUUUGGAAAUGGAAUUCGCAUUCUACAACCUAUGGCUCCCACCAGCUAGUCCAGGAAAUCCUGGAAAUCGGUGUUCCAAUUAGAGCUGGAUCUCUUGAUUGUGUCAUUUACCAAUUAAAUGAGACAUUAACCUGGGAACAGAGACAUGGAUCUGCCUUUGAGAUGCUGGCUGAUCUCAAGGCCAUCAGUUAUCAGGGUGGGGGGAUCAGGAAAUAAAACACUCCCAACCACCAACCCCCCAAUUAAGCGUAUAGCUGGCAAAGCAUCACUUCCUCCACUUCUGCCCCCACACAAGCCCUGCCCUGGCCGCCUGUCCCCAGGAGAGCCGGCCCCUGUGCGUGCCACAGCUUGCUUGUCCAUCCCUCCAUGUCUUUUCCUAAUGAGUGCCAUAUCCUUAGAAGUGGCCCUCCAUAGGAAGGAGUCCAAAGAUGAGGCCCCUUCCAGGAUCUAGGAGAACAAGAGUUGCAGUUUGGAGAGCUGAGUUAGGGUUCAUCAUCAGAGAGCAAUGCAGCAUCAUUAAAAUAAAAACUGUGCCUUUUAAAAAGAAAAAAAAUGCAAAUGUACAGCAAAUCCCUAAACUUGAACAAUUUCCUAGUGCCUUGCUAGACAAACAUAAAGGGGCAGGGUCGGGGGGGGAGGGGAAACAUUGGUGGUGGUGUGUGCAGUUUCUGUUGGAUGAGUGUGUGUUUCUUAACUUCUAGUCUCAAGCAGGAGACGUUGGGCCUAGAGCAGGAUCUAGGAGACGGAGAGGCUCCUCAAGGGCCAGAGGCUGGAGUUACUCCAGUUCGUGCAAGUAACCCUCGAAGUUAAAAGGGCAGCUGGACAACUCAUUUCAUCCAUGGCCUAGAAGGGCCUCAGCAACCCCUGGAAGACCCCAACUGAUGCCCAGUAAAGCAGCUGGGAGCCUGUGAGAUGCUCUCAUCUGGGCCGUGAGUGAGGAUGUGGGCCCCUUGUCCUCCCUUUGUUCUGAGCACGAGGUCACAAAACAGGUGCUGCCAGAAAGUAUCAUGACCGUGUGGCCCACCAGCAGCCUUUCCAAAGGGGGACUCCAGAAACAUUUUGGAACACAGAGAGCAUCUUUGCUGUGAAUACAAGGCCUUUGGAGGUGGCUAAAUGUUCAAGCACAUGUGUGAAAAGCCCUUUCACUGUGUGCCUCCAGCUGGAGCUUUCGACUUUUAAGAUAGUCCAGGAGCCAUCUAUUCUCCCCUUGUGAAAGAUCUAGUCAGAGGCAGAAGGAGCCACUUCCACAGGGGAUGUGGCGUGAGGCCUAGGGGAGCAAGAGUAGUUCCUGUUGAAGAGGCAGCAUGUAGAUUCCCAAAGUCCAUACUAUAUUCACUUUCCAGACCUACCUGUUGAAUUUCUUUGUCUCCUUAAGAAAGAGAUGAUACCCUUGAAAAUGGCUCCAUAUUUCUUUCCGGUAUCUUCAUUUUUCUAGUCUCUGGAAUCUCAAAAGAGCAGCAAAGCACUUUACAGUAGUAACUGAGAAUUGCUAUAACUGAGGAUUCCUUGCUUCAGCGAUCUCUAGUUUGUACACAUUGGGUGAUCUUUUAUAAUUCCUGGGAGGCAAUGCAUUUUUAAUGUUUUCUGAAGAUUUUUAAGUGCGGGAGAGGGGCAAGGAGUGCAGUCCAAUGUGGGAAUUCUUUUCUACUUGCAACUGAUGCUCUUUGUGAAAAUCCAAGUAAUGUUUCAGUUCAAACUUGAUCUUGAGCCAAGGCCAAGGCCCACUGCCACCUCUGGGUGGGAGUUGGACCUACAACCCAAGUGACAAAGUCCUCUUAACAUCCACUCCCCAGAAUGGCUGAAUCAAAGCCACUCCAGACAACUGAGUUGGGCUCCUGCUCUGUUUUUGGCUUGAAGCCUGGGAUCCCAAAGGGACUACAGACAGGGAAUAUUGAGAUGGCAGACUGGGAUUCUAAACAGAGAGCUCAAGACCACCAGCCUCUCUUCUCCUGCCUGUAAAAGUGAGCCUUUGUGAUGAACUGACUCACUGUGUACAAUUGUGAUUGUGAUCAUUGUUGAGUAAACCUCCAGACUUUCUCUAA
Messenger RNA from Hyaena hyaena (striped hyena), 5424 nucleotides. It is a transcript of the gene GALNT10, whose product is annotated as polypeptide N-acetylgalactosaminyltransferase 10. The transcript has 12 exons. The record is from RefSeq and is a predicted model, not a curated record. The coding region runs from base 116 to 1927 and encodes 603 amino acids. Gene Ontology annotation, cellular component: Golgi apparatus. NCBI's taxonomy places the organism in Eukaryota, Metazoa, Chordata, Mammalia, Carnivora, Hyaenidae.